Molecule: messenger RNA, 1030 nt
Organism: Nestor notabilis (Kea)
Lineage: Eukaryota; Metazoa; Chordata; Aves; Psittaciformes; Psittacidae
Gene: TIA1
Product: TIA1 cytotoxic granule-associated RNA binding protein
Exons: 12
Molecular function (GO): mRNA binding
Source: RefSeq, a predicted model, not a curated record
AUACGUGGGGAACCUGUCAAGAGAUGUGACCGAAGCACUCAUCCUCCAGCUCUUCAGCCAGAUUGGACCAUGCAAAAACUGCAAAAUGAUAAUGGAUACAGCUGGAAAUGAUCCAUACUGUUUUGUGGAGUUCUAUGAGCACCGGCACGCGGCUGCAGCACUGGCUGCUAUGAAUGGCCGGAAGAUAAUGGGUAAGGAGGUUAAAGUCAACUGGGCGACGACCCCCAGCAGCCAGAAGAAAGAUACCAGCAGUAGUACCGUUGUCAGCACACAGCGUUCACAAGACCAUUUCCACGUCUUUGUCGGAGACCUCAGCCCAGAAAUUACAACCGAAGACAUAAAAGCAGCUUUUGCACCGUUUGGAAGAAUAUCAGAUGCACGUGUGGUUAAGGACAUGGCAACGGGAAAAUCUAAAGGAUAUGGCUUCGUGUCCUUCUUCAAUAAAUGGGACGCAGAGAAUGCGAUUCAGCAGAUGGGAGGUCAGUGGCUCGGUGGAAGGCAAAUCAGAACGAACUGGGCAACGAGAAAACCUCCGGCUCCAAAGACUACAUAUGAAUCAAACACCAAACAACUGUCUUACGACGACGUGGUCAAUCAGUCCAGCCCGAGCAACUGCACCGUGUACUGUGGAGGUGUCACCUCGGGCCUCACAGAGCAGCUGAUGCGUCAGACCUUUUCUCCCUUCGGGCAGAUCAUGGAAAUCCGAGUCUUCCCGGAUAAAGGCUACUCCUUUGUACGGUUUAAUUCUCACGAGAGCGCCGCGCAUGCGAUUGUGUCCGUCAAUGGAACGACUAUAGAAGGACAUGUAGUGAAGUGCUACUGGGGCAAGGAGACACCAGACAUGAUCAAUCCAGUCCAGCAGAACCAGGUGGGCUACCCGCCGGCGUACGGGCAUUUCCCCAACAGCCAGACACAGUCUUCAGCAGCGUGGAUGGGCGCUAACUACAGCGUGCAGCCACCGCAGGGGCAGAACGGGAGCGUGAUCACCAACCAAACGGGAUACCGUGUGGCAGGCUUUGAAACACCCUGA